Messenger RNA from Paramecium octaurelia, 1184 nucleotides. The record is from the annotation of a GenBank genome assembly. Lineage: Eukaryota; Ciliophora; Oligohymenophorea; Peniculida; Parameciidae.
GUUUUCUCUAAAUAAAUGUCAUCCAUUUUAAACAGUCUGGCCAAAAUGAGAUAUAAAACAAAAGUAUCAAUAUGAUUGGAGUGUUAGGCCGUAUUUUCAGGAGUGACAGAUGUAAUAGUUGUUGAUCAAGGGGAGGAGAAGUAUGCAUCAACUCCUUUCAAUGUGAAAUUUGGUAAAUUGAAGUUUGUAAAUGCAGGGUAGGAAUUGGUUAUAGAGAGUAUAUUAUAAAUACGAUUGCAUAGCCUUGAAUAUAAGAGAAAAAUCAACCAUCAAAUAGAUGAGUUUGAUAAAAUUAGUGAUUUACAUAAAUGGGGAGAAAAGAGAUGACAUCCAAUUCUACUUGGAUGACGAUUAGAUAGGCCAUUUUGCAUAUGAUUAGAAGGAGGAUAUAGAGGAACUUAGAUAGAAAUAUUCGGAACAGACAAAACAAAAUGUUAAUCUACAGCAAUAACAGGAGUCUAAAUUGAUUCCAUAAAAUAAAUUCUUAGUUUUGUCCAGAGUGCCAACUUCCAAAACCAUUAAGAGUUUACAGUUAAAGCAUGGAUUAAAUGCAAUUUUGUAUGAAGUGGAGUGCAAGAGGUUGGGUUUGUAACAUAUAGAAUGUCAAUUGUUUAUGAUAAAAUAAAACCAAAAGAUUUUUAUAAGUGACAUUGAUGGAACCAUUACCAAAUCUCCAACAAAGGGUAUGAUUCUAUCUACAUUCGGAAGAGAUUACACAUAAGAUCAUAUAUGUGAGUUUUACAAUAUGCUUGCUUAGCGGAAUUAUCUUAUUUUAUACAUGUCAGCUCGAUCGAUGGUGUAAUAUGAGAGUACCAAGGAAUAUUUGCUUAGAUAACAACAACAGGGAAUCUAAUUGCCUCCAGGCCCAUUGUUUUUGUCUCCCCAAGAACUAUUGGAGGCAUUUACUAUUGAGGUUAUCAAGAAAUAGACUGACAUUCUUAAGUCACAAAUGCUAAAUGAUUUGGUCUUCACCAUCGGAGUAACUGGGACAAUUUAAGGAGGAAUGGGAGAUAGAUUGAACGAUAUUCAAGCAUACAAGAUGGCCAACAUUGAGUAUGAAAGGAUAUUACUGAUAAACAAGAAGGGGGAGAUAGUUAGAGUGAAUAACGAAAUGAAAGAAGAAAAAUUCACUAUAAAAGAAAUUAUUUAAAAGAUGGAUUAAAUUUUCUGAAUUUAUUUAAAUA